UGUAAACUUAUAAAAAAACAAGGAUUUAUGAGUUAUGAAGAAGAUAAUCAAUCGGAUUUUUACUUCCAUCUUUUUAAGUAUAUAAAAUGAACUGACUUCUUAACAAUGGACAAAAUUUAAUUUGAAUUCUUCAAAUAAUUUACUACUCCAAUUAUUUUAUGGAUUUGAAAUUAAAAUAAAAUCAAAUUAAAUAAAAAAAAUUAGAAAAACCUUUUUUGUAUUUACGGGCAAAUACUUUUUUAACUUUAAAAUUUGAAAGAUUGACCUAUGACUCUGAAAUUUGUAUUAUUUAUUUAUUUAAUAAUUAUACUAUAUAAUUAUUAAAGCAAAACAUGCUUCAGGCAGUCGGUACCAUUAAGGUGGUCCACUUGAGAGCAUUCCCAAAAAAUUGUCUCCGCUAAAGCAACAUUAAUAUAAUAUUAAGAAGGAAUAAUUGAGAGGACUUAACUGUAGUUCAAAUCAUUUCAAAUUAAAUUUAGAAAAAAUUCUUAAAAAAUUAACUUGACAAAACGCAAAUGUCACUAUAAAACAAUAAAAAACAAGGAUAUUAAAUACAUAUCUAAAUUUAUUUUAUGUAAAAUUUGUCUUUCGCAGCCUAUCGUUUCGGUAAAAUAUUCUGUCAAAAUUCUAUUAGUUACUAUUUUUCGGAGAAUUAUUUAUGUAAGAUUUUAUCGCAAAAAUACAAAUGACUUCGUGAAAAACAAUAAUAGGUGGUACAAAACAACGCGAUAUUAUUAAAGCCUGUGAAUAUAGAAAUGUCAGCGUUUAAAAAAAUGUUUAAUGUUUUACGUUCAAGCAAAGGAGAGGGUAGCAUAAUGGAUAUGCGAGCAAUGAGUGAUAAAAGUUUACACUCCACGUACUCGGGUAACACCAGACCGAGCGUGUACACAUUUCAUAAUGAUUUCGGUGCCUCAUGUAGAGCCUCACCUUUGUCAACAACAUCCGAAGCAACGCACAUUAACUACGCUAAUGAGUUAACCAAUUGGCGACAAAUGGAUCCUAAUCAAUCGGUAAUGCCUUUUCCCGGUAAUUCUAUGUCGCCAGGGUAUUAUGGUCAAUAUGGUUAUUCGGAACCAUAUUCUACAAAUAUGCCAUACCAAAAUUCUAAUUUUGGUUACCCCAUAAUGAACGAAAAUCAAAUGAUGGUACCGGAGAAUCCUUUGUAUACAGAAAAUAGAUUGAUGGGUGCCGAUAGUCCGCUGCCAACAAUGCCCAAUAUGACAACUUUAGCCGAACCUAGGAAUCAAUUUGUAAACUCACGCUCCGAUGCGUAUAGAACCAGUAUGGCAGCUAUUCCACUAGAUAAGUUGAAAAGAAUGCGCGCAGCGAAAGAUUUAUACAACGUUUUGAAUUACUUGGAUAGCGAUGAGACUUUCUUAAAGAAAACGAGCAAAUCUAAUAAAUCCAAAAAAAGUAGCAAACAAUUUUAAACUUGAUCCAAUUUGAAUUUGCCUUGUUUCUUUAUCGCAUC
Molecule: messenger RNA, 1471 nt
Organism: Bactrocera dorsalis (oriental fruit fly)
Lineage: Eukaryota; Metazoa; Arthropoda; Insecta; Diptera; Tephritidae
Exons: 3
Coding region: 756-1430 (224 amino acids)
Source: RefSeq, a predicted model, not a curated record